UCCUCGAAUGACUUUUUUUUUUUUUUAUUCUUCUUUGCCCAAUAACUAUCUCAGAUCAUUUCGGCAUCUUACGUUUUAGAUUUUUCCUCUUUUUUCUUUUCCUUUUUUUCUUUUCCCUGUUCACCUCAAACCUAUACCAGUUUGUGCAUAAGGAAAUCCAAGAAAGAUGUCUGCGUCAACAGUUUCCCGCCAGUUCGCCCGUGCGACUCUACGCACCACGGCUAGAAACACCUUUGCCACGUCUGCAAGACAGGCUUUCCGACAAAACGGCCGCCGAUUCUACUCGUCCGAGCCCCCCAAGACUUCGAGCACAUCGCCUCUCAUCUACCUGGCGGGUGCCGCCGUCGCGGGUGGUGCUGGCUACUAUCUCUACUCGCAGGGUGGCUCCAUUGCACCCAAGGUGUUCACCCCCACCCCGGAGGACUACCAGAAGGUGUACAACGAGAUCGCCAACCGUCUCGAGGAGAACGAUGAGUACGAUGAUGGCAGCUUUGGCCCCGUACUUGUCCGUCUCGCAUGGCACGCCAGUGGCACUUACGACAAGGAGACUGGCACAGGUGGCAGCAACGGUGCUACCAUGCGAUUCUCCCCCGAGGGUGACCAUGGUGCAAAUGCUGGCUUGAAGCAUGCUCGGGACUUCCUUGAGCCCGUAAAAGCCAAAUUCCCAUGGAUCACUUACUCUGAUCUUUGGAUCCUUGGUGGUGUUACUGCCAUUCAGGAGAUGCAAGGUCCCACGAUCCCUUACCGACCUGGUCGUCAAGACCGUGAUGCGGCUGCCUGCACGCCUGAUGGCCGACUUCCCGACGGUGCCAAGGGCUCCAGCCAUCUUCGAGACAUUUUCUACCGAAUGGGCUUCAACGACCAGGAGAUUGUUGCUCUCUCUGGUGCUCACGCCCUUGGCCGUUGCCACACCGACCGAAGUGGCUUCGAGGGCCCAUGGACGUUCUCUCCCACAGUCCUGACCAACGACUACUACCGCCUCCUCUUAGAAGAGAAGUGGAACUGGCGCAAGUGGAACGGCCCCAAGCAGCUCCAGGACAACGGCACCAAGACGCUCAUGAUGCUGCCAGCAGACUACGCCCUUAUUCAGGACAAGGCCUUGAAGCCUUGGGUGGAGAAGUAUGCCAAGGACAACGAUCUGUUCUUCAAGGACUUCGCCGCCGUUAUCACCAAGCUGUUCGAGCUUGGUGUUCCGUUCAAGCCAGACACCCCGACCAUCACCUUCAAGCGCGUCAACGGUUAAACAUAAAGUAUAGAAAAGACAGCUAGAAAGAAGGACAUGAUACCAAUUAAUAGACUUCAGACAUGAGUAUAAGGAGAAGAGGGAAGGAUAAAGCUAGACAUAAAGUAUAGCUAGAAAAGGAAGCCUUAGAUCUAGAACAAAGACCUAAAUUGCGAUUCUCAUCGCAGAUUAGAGGUAGAGGGAGAAAGUGUGGAGGUCUGAAUGGUUCAACAUAAUUCCGCGUAGAGGAAUGAAGGGUAAAGAGUAAAGAGUAAAGAGCCAGAUGAAACGAGACGAUACGAUAUUUGUUCGCUUAGUUGUCAGAUUAUUUCGAAAGCUCAGAAGAAGUCAAAUAUUGAAAUCUCUUCUUUUUCACAUAUUACCCCUAGGUGUACAUAACUAUGUAUCAUUGAUGUGUGUAAUAUGUAUAAAUA
Messenger RNA from Hypoxylon fragiforme, 1656 nucleotides. Its product is annotated as cytochrome c peroxidase. Gene Ontology annotation, molecular function: peroxidase activity; heme binding. The transcript has 3 exons. Gene Ontology annotation, biological process: hydrogen peroxide catabolic process; response to reactive oxygen species; cellular response to oxidative stress. Bases 167 to 1243 code for a protein of 358 amino acids. The record is from RefSeq and is a predicted model, not a curated record. Lineage: Eukaryota; Fungi; Ascomycota; Sordariomycetes; Xylariales; Hypoxylaceae.